AUGGUCAACGCGGUCACAGCCAUAAUGGAGUAUGCUAUGUUGUUAGUUGACGAUUUGCUUACGGACCUGGACUUCUAUUUGUCCGAGCGGAUCCCAAUCCGAUAUCUCCAGAAGCGCUAUGAGCUGCUAAAAGGACUGUUGAAAGCGAACCUCGUGUCGUUUUCCGACAGUCAGUGGGCUUCACCAAUUGUGAUAGUCCUGAAGAGGAAUGGGGAAGACAUCCAAUUAUGCAUUGACUAUAAAGUGGUCAACGCGGUCACAGCCAUAAUGGAGUAUGCUGACGCUUUGCUUACGAACCUGGACUCCUAUAUCUGGUUCUGCUCACUCGACGCAGCGAGCGGAUUCUGGGCCAUCAUGAUGACGCAUAGAGCUCGCAAGAUAUCAGCAUUUGUUUACCCACUGGGGCAUUUCGAAUGGCUCCGAAUGCCAUUCGGACUUAAAAAUGCACCGAUGAUCUACCAGCGCAUGAUAGAUAAUGCACUAUGGGGAUUCGUGCAGCCAAAGGGUGUAUGGCGAAGUUUCGCAGACAAGAUGAAAGCUGCAGAAGAUCUCGCGAAGAGUCAAAAAGAGCAUAGUGCCGAACACUCUGCCAAGUCAUGCGGUGAACCACUGAUAGUCAACACCAAGUUGCAGCAGAUCGAAAUGAUGUGGAAAAUCAAUUUUCCUAUACUGAAGUUGUGA
This is a messenger RNA of Phytophthora megakarya, 681 nucleotides long. Lineage: Eukaryota; Oomycota; Peronosporomycetes; Peronosporales; Peronosporaceae. The record is from the annotation of a GenBank genome assembly.